Cyphellophora attinorum is the source of this 1239-nucleotide messenger RNA. RefSeq lists its product as uncharacterized. Gene Ontology annotation, biological process: NADPH regeneration. NCBI's taxonomy places the organism in Eukaryota, Fungi, Ascomycota, Eurotiomycetes, Chaetothyriales, Cyphellophoraceae. The transcript is spliced from 2 exons. The record is from RefSeq and is a predicted model, not a curated record. Bases 1 to 1239 code for a protein of 412 amino acids. Gene Ontology annotation, cellular component: cytoplasm. Gene Ontology annotation, molecular function: oxidoreductase activity; nucleotide binding.
AUGGCGCCCCCAGCAGUCCUCAUGGUCGGCAGCGGCGAAUACACAACCGGCUUCGUCGGCGGUAGCGCAUCGACCAGCGACAAGAAAAUCGGCGUGGUCGGUCUCACACUAUUCGACCUCCGCCGACGAGGCAAAGUCGGCGCCCUUUCCAUCGUGGGCACCUCAGGCCACAAAUUCCCUGCCAUUCGCGAGCACCUGCACAACAACAUUACCAAAGUUUACAACAACCUCGACACAUCCUUCAAUUCCUACCCCGCCAACGACAAAACCGACCCAGAAGCCUACAAAGCCGCCAUCGACGCCCUCCCCGCCGGGUCUGCAAUCACGAUCUUCACGCCCGACAGUACCCAUUACCCAAUCGCCAAGUACGCCAUCGAGCGAAAGAUCCACGUCAUGAUCACCAAACCCGCAACGCAACUCCUCUCGCACCACCUCGAACUCCUGACCCUAUCCCGCCAGCAUGGCGUAUUCGUCUACAUCGAGCACCACAAGCGCUUCGAUCCAGCCUACCUAGACGCCAAACACCGGGCCGUGAACCAGCUGGGGGACUUCAACUACUGGUACAGCUACAUGUCGCAGCCGAAAUCCCAGCUGGCGACAUUCAAAGCCUGGGCUGGGAAGGACAGCGAUAUCAGCUACUAUCUCAACAGCCACCACGUCGAUAUCUGCGCGUGGAUCGUGGGGAGCUUGGGCUGGCAUCCCGCUGUUGUGCGCGCCAGCGCAUCCAGGGGAAUAGCGGAGGCGGAGGGUUGUGUUGAGGGGACUGAGGACACGAUCACGUUAUUGGUGGACUGGACUCAUCCCGACAAGGCUGGGAAGAGGGCAACGGGGAUCUACACGGCGAGCUGGACGGCGCCGCAGAACGCGGGCGUGCAUAGCCAGCAACAUUUCCACUACGUUGCUUCAAAAGGAGAAGUCAACGUGAACCAAGCGAAGCGCGGAUACGAAGUCGUCUCAGACCCACCGGACGCAACAGCGGCAGAAGCAGGCACGAAAUGGAUCAACCAUUCUACAUGCGGUAUCCGCCGGACGAGGAGGGGAAUUUCGGUGGGCAGGCCGGGUAUGGGUGUCAACGAGGGAAAGGUUACAGUUGAGGAGCUGGAUAGGCGAGGGCUGCCAACGCUGGGGAACACGAUUGUUACAACGGCAAUCCUUGAGGCCGGGAGAAGGAGUUUGGAUGGCGGUGGGAAGGCGAUUGAGAUCUUAAAGAGGGAGAAUGAUCGAUGGGAGUUGCGGUAA